This is a messenger RNA of Staurois parvus, 4394 nucleotides long. NCBI's taxonomy places the organism in Eukaryota, Metazoa, Chordata, Amphibia, Anura, Ranidae. The record is from the annotation of a GenBank genome assembly.
AGUGUACGUUGAAACGAAGAGGAAGCCGAGAGAUGCACAAAGAUAAGAAGACCCCCAGCCAGGAAGACAGUGCCGACUUAAAAUGUCAGCUUCAAUUCGCAAAAGAGGAAGCAGCACUGAUGAGAAAGAAAAUGGCCAAACUUGGAAAAGAGAAGGAUGAUCUAGAGCAGGAACUGGAGAAGUACAAGUCAGUCUAUGGAGAUGUAGAAAGUCCUCUACCAACAGGAGAGACUGGGGGCCCACCCAGCACUAGAGAAGCUGAAUUAAAAUUACGUCUUAAGUUGGUGGGGUUGAAGAGGAAGCUAAUAUCCUUGGAAGAAAAAUAGUUGAGUUAGAGGUGGAAAACAGGGGCAUUAAAGCAGAAAUGGAAGACCUCAGGUGCCAGUAUGAAAAAGAAUUUCUAAGCAGGGAGUAUGUUUCAAGCAUUCCUACCUCACCAUAUGGUGAUUCCAUGGAAUCUGCCACAGAGCUACGACGCCACCUCCAAUUUGUGGAAGAGGAAGCAGAGCUGCUGAGGAGAUCCAUUUCUGAGAUAGAGGAUCACAAUAAACAGCUUACAACUGAGCUGAACAGAUUCAAGUUUGGUCCUGUGCAGGACCUUGUCUGGAUCGAUGACAACUCUUCCAAAUGCAAUGGGUCAGUACAGGAGGAGCUAAAGGCAGCUCGCAUUCAGAUAAGUGAGCUUAGUUCUAAGGUAAUGAAACUUCAGUAUGAAAACCGAGUUUUACUAUCGAAUGUUCAACGCUAUGAUCUUGUGUCACACUUGGGAAUGCGAACAGCAAGCCCACGUGAUAGUGAUGCAGAAAGUGAUGCAGGGAAAAAAGAAAGUGACAGUGAAGAUGGACGUCAUGUUCAACCAAAGAGAGAAGGUCCUAUUGGUGGAGAGAGUGACUCAGAAGAUGCCUAUGAAAAGACCUCAGGUUUUGAAAGUGUAAAACCCUCUGAUGAUGGUGAGACGUAUUGUGAAGAAUUAGUUAAACUGAGAGAAGAUGCACACUAUUUUAUGAAUAUGAAACGUGAGGCUGAACGACUAGGAAAGUCCGUAGAGCGCCUAAUUACAGACACAGACAGCUUGAUCUAUGAUGCCAAAUUGCAGAUGACAAGCAGUUCUGUGGAGGAAGUAUUAAAGGGCUGUCCAGACAGAGGAGACACCUCUGGGUCAGAAGUUUUAAGCAACAUUAAUACAAAAAUGAAAGUAUUCGGGAAAGAGUUGCAUAACUUUCUAGAAAUGGUUGAGCACACGGGGGAAGAUCUAAAAGAGCAUGCAGAAGACCUGUCCCCAAUGCCACAUCUCACAGAAUCAUCUAGUUUCUUGUCCAACCUGACUUCUGCUUCUCGAGAUUCUCCAAUUGGAAAUCUUGGAAAAGAACUCAUAACUGACUUUCAGCAGUCCAAGCUGAGGGAACAAAUGGAAUGGCAAUCCCACCAUGAGCAUGAAGAAGAUUUCCAUCGUCACCUUGUAAAUCAUGAAUCACAUCGCAGAGCAGAUGGGGACAGUAAGCACUACAGGCCAGGAGACAAGGGCGGUUUCAGUCUAGAGCUCAGCAAUCACGUGUCGCCUGAAAAGAAUCCAACACUACGUGAACUGCAGGCUAUUCUUGAACAGGAAAGGAGACUUCACCAAGAGGAGCAUGAAAAGGUGACAGACAGGCUCAUCCAGCUGGAGGAGGAACAUUUAAAAAACAUUCGGAGGAAAGACUUGGAGGUUCAGAGUCUCACAUUACAGAAUAAACUGGAGGAGAAAACAUGGGGCCAAGAAAAAAGUCUUUUAGAGCAAGAAAUAAGAAACUUCAAGCGGAAUGUCUUUGUUUUCUAUGUGAAACUAAAAUGGCUUCUAGCACAUUGGCGCCAGUGCAAACGGGUGGAGGAAGAAGUGGGCGAUGAAUUGCUUCAGAUUGAUCAACUAAAUACCCUUCCUGAGUUUGCUGGCCAACUUGACUUCAAAGAAAGUGACCCUGACUUGGAGGAAGGGGAAGAAGAUGAGGAUGAUGGAGUGUUUGCCUUAACAGACUAUCCCCAACAUUCCACAAGCGAGCACAGCAGAGACCUCAGCCCCCAGCUACAGACACCUGAACUACUCCAACAUCAGAAACAGGCAAGUGAAAAUCAUCGCCUCCUUGCUGCAUUUAAGGGCUUAGUGGAUGAUCUCCGAUCUGAGUUGCGGGAUGAAGCCAUGGACAGACAUGACAUUCAGCAGCAGUUUGCAGAAGACAAAGCUGCUUGGGAGAUGGAAGGGACAGAGCUAAGAUGUCGUCUGGAGCAGUAUGAAGUAAGGAGGCCAAAAGUGCCUGAAGACUUGAGCCCCAGUGAAGUUAAGUUAUCUGUCAGUCAUGAGAGAGAGGAGCACAAAAAGUUGCUUGCUGAGAGCCACAGGUUGGUGAUGGACCUUCGCAGGCAAGUACAGCAGAGUGAAAAGAACUGGAGUCGGGAGAAAGGAGAGCUGCUGAAUCGAUUUGAAAAGGAAAAACAUGAAUGGGAAAAGCAAAGAACAGAAUUCCUAAGGGAAAUAGAGCAGUUUCAAACGGAAUCAAGUCCUCAGAGAACCGAUAGCUUCCUUGAUGACCAACAUGAUGGUGGUGGUAUGGCUGAAUAUUCAGCCAAGGCUGUGCUGCAUUCGCAUGGAGCUAGGUCAUUUUCUGACUCCGAUGAUAUGCAGUUUGAGGAACAGUUACUGCCUAAGCUGAAGGGGUCCGAUCGCUGCUCUGGCUCUGAGAAUCUCUUUCUUGAUGCCCUCUCAUUGGAUUCUGCUGAUGAGACUGAUUUAACUCAGCCCCGCAAACUGGAGCGUGAUAAGUUCUCUACUGAGGAUGAUGCACAAAAGGGAGGUUUGCAGAGGGUCAUGUCUGUUUCCUCCAUGUCUGAAUUUCAUCGAUUAAUGGAAAGCUCUCCUUUCCUUCCGGAGAAGAACUUAGAUUCUUUCUGGCGACAAGGAUGAGUUAACGCCGCCCUUGUCUCCUGAUGAUCUGAAAUAUAUUGAAGAGUUUAACAAGAACUGGGAUUACAAUAAUGUGGGCCAGGGUGAUAAAAUGGUAUAUAGGGAUAGAACUGGAAAUGAGAAAAUGGAAUAUGAAUCUGCUUCUGAAACAUUCCAGUCAUCUUCAUGGUUCCUUACCACUAGUGUUACUAUGACAACGAAUACUUUGACCAACCCAGAUCACUGCCAGAAGCAGCUGUCUCAAAACCAUGGUGAUGCUGAAAAUAUGGGGGUUAGGGUCUUUCACAGCCCACCAGUGGUUCGUAGGUUUGAAAAAUCUGAAAACAAUGGCAAUGAUGAGAAGAAGCACCUGGACCCAGAUUUACUCUUUUCUGCGACCAAACCCAGGGCAAAUGUUUCUGAUGCAAAAAAUGGUGCUACAGAGGUAUUUGGGAGAUGGUCAUGCGAUCUCAAUAAGCACCACAAAGACUUUCAUGAGGGUAACCUACAUCCUAUGGACCGUCCUGUUUGCACUACUGUCAGCUUUGCAUCUUCUCUGCACAAUAUAGAGUUGUCAAGGAAUAUGAGUGAUGACAUGAAAGAAGUAGCUAACUCUGUUAGAAAUGCAAUUCGAUCAAACUCGGUGGAAUGCCAAUUUAGAGACAUUGCUUGUCAGACCAAUGGUUUAAAGACUACAGGAACACAAACAACUCAAACAAUUAGUGUUGGUUUGCAAACUGAGGCUUUACGAAGCGUUACCAGCAGUCCACACAAGUGUCUGACACCAAAGGGAGUUUAUACUCCUGUAUCAUCGCCUUCACGUAGUCUGAGGAACAGGCAGAUAUCUCCAGCUAUUGAAAAAGUUCAGGCAAAGUUUGAGCGGAGUUGUUGUUCUCCUAAAUAUGGUUCUCCAAAACUGCAGAAGAAAGGACUUGCUAAAACAGAUCAGCAAACUAAAUGCGCUACUUCUGGCACUCCCCAGAAAGGCUUCAAUGAAUCUGCAUGGGCUAGGUCAACGACAACCAGGGAAAGCCCUGUUCAUACCACAAUUAAUGAUGGACUUUCAAGUUUGUUUAAUAUAAUUGACCACAGCCCUGUAAAUUGCGACCAUUUACAAAAAGUGUCAAGGCCAAACAGCAGAUCUAGGUCAGCAGAAACCAGACAAGACUUUGUAACUAUGCCUGACGUGUAUAUGGAUGGCAGGGGGAGAUCUCCAAGUCCUAUCCGCAUAACUGUAGAUCUUCAAAGGGAUCAGUAUGUUGAUGCCAGCUCUAGACAAGACCUCUCUACCCCACCAAGUUACUCGCUGUCAGAAAAUGCUGCCAGGGUACUUAGCAAGAAAAUCUUAGAUGAUCAAAGACAAAUGCCAAAUAGUCCAACCAGAGGUUACAGAGACCACACAGCUGCAGAACUUUUAAAAAUCGAACAAGGAUCUAUUGAGAACCAAACUGUCUUACUAACUGCCCCCUGGGGACUCUAA